Fusarium graminearum PH-1 is the source of this 2439-nucleotide messenger RNA. RefSeq lists its product as uncharacterized. The coding region runs from base 1 to 2439 and encodes 812 amino acids. Lineage: Eukaryota; Fungi; Ascomycota; Sordariomycetes; Hypocreales; Nectriaceae. The record is from RefSeq and is a predicted model, not a curated record. The transcript is spliced from 5 exons.
AUGGCGGACCAGGGCGAAAAGAAGGGUAUCUGGAGCAUGAUCCGAAGGGCUAGUUCUAGGAGACAUUCAUCCAAACCUCCGUCCAAGGACCUUGAACCUAGAGAGUAUCAUCGUCCUCGGCGUGCCAGUAAUGGUGACGCAGGCCACUCGCCCUACCGCCAAAGCAUCGGUUCGGCUCCCGAUCUUACAUACGAUAGUAACCGCCCCACGACCGCCGAGGACGAGUCUACCAACAUGCGCCGCAGGCAGAAAAGAGGGCAAGCUGAACCCGAGCCCGAACCCCGGUCUUCCCCAAUAAGGUCCAAGUCCUCUGGUUUCUUGAACAAGGCUCGUAUAUCCAACGGGCGGCCAGUUCGCCCUCGGGAACCCCCCACAGUAACAUGGCCGCCAUAUGGCAUCUCCAUCGAAGAUGAAUUACCUCAGCAACAUGCGCUUGAGAUCGUUGCCCGCGGUGCUCCUUCACACAAGGGUCACAAACGACCUGUUGCGCAUCAGCCCGACGAGUUCUACUCUCUACACACGACGUCAAGUGGCAAUCGAGCUGAUGGCAAGGUUUCUGACCACACCGAUGUUGCCAACCUACACGAUUCUAUGACCCAGCUCAUGACUCUGCGCCUGUUGGGGCACGGUUACGCAGACAAGCCAUGGGAGACGCUCGAGCAGCCCAGUAACGCUUUCCGCUUUGGCCAUUUACCAGGAACUAUCACGCUUAACGAAUGGGCCUCCAUGUCCAGCGUUCUUCCGCCCGCCAUUGCCCUUCGUGACGCCGGUGUCAUGCCUCGGACGAUGAGUCUGGAGAAUAUCUUUGAACGUUUACAGGAACUACGACAUGGUAUAGAGGACGAUGAUGAAUCUUUGCUUUAUCGAAUUCUAUAUAAGCGCAUUCUAAGAGAUCCCGAUAAGUUCCUCAAUCCUCAUCGAACUCUCGAUAAGCAGAUUACCGACCUGAUUCUUGUUCUUUCACGUCCGGACUGGAUCGACUUCAGCAAUCCUCGGAACCAGGUUGCUACCCGAUUCAUCUUUGAAAGAGGCCCGGAGAACCAGGAGCAGUUUCACAAAUUCUUUCAUCAGCUUCUCCUUAGUCUUGAGCUUGAGUUGCGCAUUCAAUCAGAGCAACACAGUGACUGGGCAAAGGAGAAGUUGACUUCACAAAUACCUCCAUCAAUUCAGUGGAAUCUAGCUCUAGCUAGACGUUGGCAGGACUUUGUACGUGUCGAUGACGUUGGCAGGACACCUGAAGAAAUUCUUCUGCGGUACAAAUUAAAGAAACGUCAAAUCAGAAUGCUGAGACGCUUUGCUCAGAUGAUGAGAUGGCCCAACCUGACUGAUACUCUCGAUAAUAUGAAACAGAAGGAUUCAGAAUUGGCCUUGGAUGAGGUCAGCUCUGAUGCCUUUGCCUUCUUCAGCGGUCUUGUACUGCCUGGUCAAACCUUCCCGUUUCUGAUGAUGAAUACGCUGCUGGACCUCGACCCUGACAGCGAGACUGACAACCUUGCACUUCUCUCGCACAUGCAUCCCCACUGUGGUUUCCAGUACAAGAACAGUUACACAUAUUGGUCAGCCAGCUCAAUCGUGGGUAAAGUGCUGGCACCCACGUGCCAUGCUGUCGGUGGCUGGAUCGGUCCCGCACGGUCAACAGCCGAUCUUGAGCCAACUCAGAUUGCACGAAUUCGAAGUCGAAAACCCAAGCAACGGAUGACCCCCCAGGAUGUCGAGUCGAUGGCAGAGCGUUCUGACCCGCUUGGUCCCGCUGCCGAGACUUACCCAGUGGACGAUUAUCAACCAGUUGCCCCGAGAGCUGGCCCUGAAGGUGCUGUUGAUACAGUACGGGUAGAGCUGCUGGCUCUUAAGCCGGCAGACGGACCUGAGGAUACACCAUCAACGAAGGUUUCGAAACGUUUCGACGCAACAAUCCAAUUUGCCAUCAAUGGAGUAUCAUGGCCACUCAACCUCAUGUAUGAUGUUUCGUUCUUGGCAGCUUGGCCAUGUUCCGAGGGUCCGCAUCCGCUCUUUUUCGACUACAUUUAUACGUCAAUUCGUGUAGACUCUAUCACCGGAGUGCGAGACUGGGGAAAUCUGUAUGGAGGUCCGCUGUUGCAUAGUGUGCGAUCGAGCCCCGGGCCAGGCAUGGUGGGAGGGCCAUACAAAGACAUGUUUAAUCAGAGCUUCAACCACAACCACACUCCGUUGAAUGGGUUUGGUCAACCUGGUGGGCCCGAGGAAGAUGAAAAUGAUGACGAAAAGGUCCUUGUGGUUGAAGCGUUCGGGGUACGCGACAACGAGGUCUUGGCAAGAGCUUGGUGUUCACACUGGGGCCUCAGUGCUGUGGUGGCCGAUAUUGAAAGAACAUGCAUGGCAUGUGCUAUUCGCGAAGCGUACGCGGCAACGCUGACAGUGGUGAUCCUGGUAAAGGGCCAGGAGUAUCCCAAUAAUGAGUGA